Molecule: messenger RNA, 6257 nt
Organism: Oncorhynchus gorbuscha (pink salmon)
Lineage: Eukaryota; Metazoa; Chordata; Actinopteri; Salmoniformes; Salmonidae
Gene: megf10
Product: multiple EGF-like-domains 10
Exons: 25
Coding region: 309-3716 (1135 amino acids)
Cellular component (GO): membrane
Molecular function (GO): scavenger receptor activity; protein binding
Source: RefSeq, a predicted model, not a curated record
UUCUCACUGUCCGACGGCUGUUGGGAUGUACAGUAUAUGAGCCAAAUCAAAGCAUUUUCGCAAUUCUAACAAUUAAACCACGUUUGUAUAAUUGGACGCGUACUGUAGGUAUCGUUUCCUCUUUCAGUGGAAAACGUUUUGUUUCACCAUUUUCCGGAUAAACUUAUUUUCGUCAACCUGCAGUUUUUGGAUCAUUCAUCAUUCACUAGUGAGGACCAUUCAAUUGUGAGGAGCGAAACAUUUAAAGGAUCCAUGAGCCCGAAUAGGACGAAAACCCUCGCAUAGAAUAGGUGUAGCUUCCACCCAAGAUGGCCGCCUCCUCCUUCCUGUGGCACUACGCGACUAUCCUGCUGGCGGUGAUGUGCUGCUUCUUGCCCCGCUCCACUUCCUCCCUCAAUCUGGAGGACCCCAAUGUCUGCAGCCACUGGGAGAGCUACUCAGUCACCGUCCAGGAGUCGUACGCCCACCCCUUUGAUCAGAUUUAUUACACCAGCUGCUCCGACAUCCUCAACUGGUUCAAGUGCACGCGGCACAGGGUGAGCUAUCGGACAGCCUACCGCAGAGGAGAGAAAACUAUGUACCGCCGCAAGUCUCAGUGUUGCCCCGGAUUCUACGAGAGCAGGGAGAUGUGUGUCCCCCACUGUGCCGAGAAGUGUGUUCAUGGCCGCUGUGUAGCCCCCAGCACCUGCCAGUGUGAGCCCGGCUGGGGGGGCCCCGACUGCUCCAGUGCGUGUGACAGCAACCACUGGGGUCCCCACUGCAGUAACCGCUGCCAGUGUCAGAACAGUGCACUGUGUAACCCCAUCACGGGCGCCUGUAUCUGCCAGCCCGGGUACAGGGGCUGGCGCUGCGAAGAGGUCUGCGAGGCGGGCACCUAUGGCAACGGGUGCCAACAGAAGUGCCUGUGCCAAAAUGGAGCAGCGUGCCACCACGUGACCGGGGAGUGCAAGUGUUCACCCGGAUACACCGGUGCCUUUUGUGAGGACCUGUGCCCACCAGGGAAGCAUGGACAGCAGUGUGAGGAGAGAUGCCCUUGCCAGAAUGGAGGAGUGUGCCACCAUGUCACUGGAGAGUGCUCCUGCCCCGCUGGAUGGAUGGGUACAGUGUGUGGCCAGCCGUGUCCGGAGGGGCGCUUCGGGAGGAACUGUUCCCAGGAGUGUCAGUGUCACAACGGGGGGAUGUGUGUAUCCUCCAGCGGACAGUGUCUGUGCAGUCCAGGCUACACCGGAGAACGGUGCCAGGAAGAGUGUCCGGUGGGUACUUUUGGCGUGUCCUGUCGCCAGACGUGUCGCUGUGAGAACGGAGCCAAGUGCUACCACAUCAGUGGCGCGUGUCUGUGUGAACCGGGCUACACGGGGGAGAUGUGCGAGGUGCGCCUCUGUCCCGAGGGACACUAUGGCCUCAAGUGUGACAAGAGGUGUCCCUGCCACGCCGAGAACACAUGCAGCUGCCACCCGAUGUCUGGCGAGUGCUCGUGCCAGCCUGGCUGGUCGGGGACGUACUGUAAUGAGACGUGUACACCAGGCUUCUUCGGCGAGUCGUGCCAGCAAGUGUGCCAAUGCCAGAAUGGUGCCGACUGCCACAGUGUGACCGGGGAGUGCAUCUGCGCUCCUGGCUUCAAGGGGUCCGACUGUUCCACAGCCUGCCCAUCAGGGACCCACGGGAUCAACUGCUCUGCCAUGUGUGGCUGUAAGAAUGGGGCACAGUGCUCUUCAGUGGAUGGAGCCUGCUCCUGUAAAGCAGGUUGGCACGGAGUGCACUGCUCCAUCAACUGCCCCAGUGGCACAUGGGGGCUGGGGUGUAACCUCACCUGCAUGUGUGGUAACGGGGGCGCCUGCAACGCCCUCAACGGACAGUGCACCUGUGCCCCCGGCUGGAGGGGUGAGAGGUGUGACCUCCACUGCCAGGAUGGCACCUAUGGCAUGGACUGUAGGGAGCGCUGUGACUGUAGCCAUGCCGACGGGUGCCACCCCUCCACGGGGUACUGUCGCUGCCUGGCUGGAUGGACAGGUAUCCACUGUGACAGUGUGUGUGCCGAGGGCCGCUGGGGGCCAAACUGUUCCCUCCCUUGCAACUGUAAGAACGGGGCCUCCUGUUCUCCUGACGAGGGCACCUGUGAGUGUGCGCCUGGGUUUCGGGGCACCACCUGCCAGCGCAUCUGUUCACCAGGCUACUAUGGCCACCGCUGCAGCCAGGCCUGUCCCCAGUGUGUCCACAGCAUUGGACCUUGCCACCAUGUCUCUGGCCAGUGUGACUGCCUCCCAGGGUUCAAGGGAGCCCUCUGUAACGAAGUGUGCCCCAGCGGUAAGUUUGGGAAGAACUGUGCGUGGGGGUGCACCUGCACCAACAACGGAACCUGUAACCCCAUCGACGGCUCGUGCCAGUGUUACCCCGGCUGGAUUGGAAGCGACUGUUCACAACCUUGUCCCCCUGGUCAGUGGGGGCCCAACUGUAUCCACACAUGUAACUGUCACAACGGGGCCUACUGCAGUGCCUAUGACGGGGAGUGCAAGUGUACCCCGGGCUGGACGGGCCUCUACUGUACACAACGCUGUCCAUUGGGCUUCUAUGGUAAGGACUGUUCCCAGACCUGCCAAUGUAAGAACGGAGCCGACUGUGACCACAUCUCUGGCCAUUGUACCUGCCGGACCGGCUUCAUGGGACGCCACUGUGAGCAAAAAUGCCCCCCUGGUUCCUAUGGUUACGGCUGUCGUCAGGUUUGCGACUGUCUGAACAACUCCACCUGUGACCACAUGACGGGUACUUGCUACUGCAACCCCGGCUGGAAGGGGGUGAGGUGUGACCAAGCUGGGGUGGUGAUGGUGGGAAACUCCAACAGCCUGACUAGCGCUGCAGUGCCUGUGGACUCCUACCAGAUCGGCGUCAUUGCGGGCAUCAUCAUCCUGGUGUUGUUGGUGCUGUUCCUUCUCCUCCUCUUCAUUGUGUACAGGAAGAAGCAGAAGGGCAAGGAGACCACUAUGCCUGCUGUCACCUACACACCCACCAUCCGCGUCGCCGCCGACUACGCCGUCGCCGAUGCAGCGCACCCACAAACGAGUCAGACACCCAGACAUCCCAACAGACAUCCCAACAGCAACUACUUCUCUAACCCCAGUUACCACACUCUGACCCAGUGCACUAGUCCCCCACAUGUCAACAACCUACCCUACGGAAAGGCUAAGAACAACCAGUUGUUUGUGAACCUGAAGAACGUGGACCAGAGGAAGAGGCUUCCCAUAGCGGACCACACUGGAACCCUGCCUGCCGACUGGAAACAGGGGGGCUGCUUUAAUGAGCUGGGAGCUUACGGAGUGGACCGACGAUACAUGGGGAAAUCCCUGAGAGACCUGGUGAAGGGAACGCCCUAUCACGCCAGCUCCUGCUCCCUCAACAGCUCAGAGAAUCCCUACGCCACCAUCAAGGACCCACCCCUCCUGAUGCCCAAAGUAGAGUGUGGCUACGUUGAGAUGAAGUCACCCGCACGGCGAGACUCGCCCUAUGCUGAAAUCAACAACACCAGUCCAACAAAUAAGAACGUCUACGAAGUCGAACCCACUGUCAACGCCAUUCACUCACCUGGGAACAGCAACGGUCACGGCCCCUUUGGCCAGGACCCGUACGACCUACCAAAAAACAGCCACAUCCCCUGUCACUAUGAUCUCCUGCCCACGCGGGACAGCCCCCCGUCACCCCACAAGGAACUAGACAGCGAAUGAGCUACCAGAGAAUCCCGCCACUAGGAGUUGGACAAGCGAAUGUGCUUCCAGAGACUCAACAAGGACCCCACCCCCUCUACCCAUGGCUCAGCUAAUGAAUGCUCCUCAUUUGCUGGCAUACUGUAUGCUCAUUCGCUGCACCAUUGUUUUCUUGCAUUUGUUUUUUUAUUAUCACUAUAAUCAUUCUUAAUCACGUUUUUUUCCGGAGAGAGGAACUCUUAUGUUGCCUCAAGUGUCACAUUCACCAUUUUCUUUAUCAAUGUAGACAUGACUGUUAUUUGUGAAAAGUUUGGUAUUUUGAGGUGCUUGAGUAAUAUUGAUAUGCAGCUUUUGACAGAUUUUCCUAUAUGAAUUGUUCAAUAAAUCAUUUCAAUCACCGGGGACUCAUCACCUGCCUUUUAAAAUCUAUAGUAUACAAAACAAACCUCAAUGUAUUAUUGUAACGAUGAAAGUGAACUUUAACAGUAUUAGGAAUCCGCUAAUUAACCAGUUACCAGUAUUUUAGCCAUUUUUUUAUUUUCUUUUCCCCCCCUUUGUUUUUUGUUUAUUAGUACUGUACAAUUGAGCAUUGUUGUUUUUGUUUAUUAGUACUGUACGAUUGAGCAUUGUUGUUUGUUUGUUUAUUAGUACUGUACGAUUGAGCAUUGUUGUUUGUUUGUUAGACAAUGUAACUGUUAUUGUUGUUGACAAAUCUUAAUCUUUUUUUAGUCUGACAUCAAUACUAAAGUAACCAAAGGUUUAAGUGCCAUAGUAAGUCAUAGUAAAGCUUUUCUUUUAAGUUCCUUUUGCUCUUUUAGUGGUGGAUUAUGAGCAAAUAGUUGAAUUGUGGCAAGCAUUCAAUCACACAGUUUGAGGUCUAUUACUAUAAGCAGUUAGAGUUUUGUGUCAGUUACUGUUGUGAGAACAAGUUUAAAUGUAUUGCCAUAAUACUUUCAUGACACUUCAUAAGAAUGACAUAAAGCCUGUUAUAACCUCCUGGAAGGUCAUACAACUGACUGCAGAACACCGUAACAUUCCAUGUCAGCAUUAUGUCAAUUCAAUUGUGAAAAAGAGCGGGGUUUUAUUCCUGGUUAUGAAGGCAUGUUGAAGGAGGACCACUAAAAUAUCUCCAGAUUAUUAAAUAUCUCCAAUAUUAGAUAAUUAGAUAGAAUAUGAGUUCAUUGGCAAUUACCUGUGAAAUUGUGUUUAGACUUUUAAUCAAAUUUAGAACAGAAAAACUAUUAAUAUGAUGUACUCUGUUGUUAAAGUAUGUAAUAGUAAUUGAACUUUUAUGCAGUGCAAUUAAAAGGGCUCAGUAUCAUUUAAAAAAAUAUAUAAUAAUAAUAAAUAAUUUGUAGUAAUAAUGCAUAAGCUGGACUUUUGCAUCGCAAUGAAAUGAAAGACCUCAUCAAAAAAACAAUAUAAUGAGACCAAUUCAAGAUUCACAUGAAGUACUGUAUAAGCCUACAUUUCCAGAAAAUACUGUAUAGGCCUAUAUUUCCAUAAAUACUGGAUUUGUUCAACAUUAGAUUUAGAAGUCUUUGUGUAUUCUGCAUGUCUGUUCACGCAUUAUGAAUGGCCUAAAAGACAGCCACAAGUCUUAAACUAUUCUGAGCCAGAUAUGAAAUGUAUUUGUACAAAAAUGAUGUAUAUAGCUGUAAUCACUUGAAAACGAGAAGUGAUGUUUGGUGUUGAUGUAAAAAAAAUAAAUCAACAACACACCAUGCCUUCCUUUUUGUAUGUUAUUAAUAUAUCACACCCUGUGCUCCGUUCUUCGAGGUCCAAUCAGAAUAGCAUAAAUAUCAAACUGUAGAUAAGACUAUAUUUCACUAAAUUAUUUUCAUUACAAAGAAUUCCAUAAUAAUUCAAUCCCUGUUCUCUUACAAAUGACAAGUUUCACAAGGAAACAACAUAACAGUUUGACUGUGACUUGACAUUGGUUUAUUGAAGGCUGACAAAACUCUAGUCACUUAAACAAUAUAUUGUUUUUAUACCAUUAAUUGUUUAUAAUGCGUUAUAAAUAACAUGUCACUAAAAAACAAUACAAUUCAGGAUUAGUGUUAUUGAAAAUGUAGGCUAUUGAUAUUUUGUUCAGACAAAUUGGAGCCGUGUAAAUCUAAAUGUAUAUACACAUAUUUUUGCUCGUUUGUUUUCAAUCACCCUAUUCUACUUAGACUUUUUCUAAGAGUUUCACACUUAUUUUUCCUCCCCAAAGAAAUCUCAUGACAAGGAUUUAAUUUUAAUACCACUUGUUAUACCUGCUCAAUAUUGCAUUUUGUCUCUUUUUUGUUUUUUAAUAGGUUACAUGUACUGUAUUUGCAAAUGCUUUUCAAUAAAAUGACAAAAAUGUGACCUGCGUUCAUGGCACAUAAAUUAAUGAUUCAUAGGCUAACAAAAAAAAGUGAGAAGUGAUGAAGAUGUCAUCACCCGGGGACACAGGACACAAUUACAGAGUUUCUAACCCAAUAUUGUACUGUCUUUGACACAAAGUUUUGGAACGGUCAGUGCUAUCUGGGAUCCUCGGGAGGUCCUAACCCUAACCUCUACCCGAGUCCCGAUUUU